Messenger RNA from Sesamum indicum (sesame), 1532 nucleotides. RefSeq names its product BTB/POZ and TAZ domain-containing protein 1. The record is from RefSeq and is a predicted model, not a curated record. NCBI's taxonomy places the organism in Eukaryota, Viridiplantae, Streptophyta, Magnoliopsida, Lamiales, Pedaliaceae. Gene Ontology annotation, molecular function: protein binding. Gene Ontology annotation, cellular component: nucleus.
CAGUUCAAUUAAUCAUCGGUCACAGCUCAAACACAAACGCGUUACCGGUCAUUACCAAAAUAUUGUAUUGGAUUAUCUUUUGCAGAUCUUUGCUACAGUUGUCAAUCUGUUCCGGUUGCAGAAGUUUUCCGGCGAAAUGGAGCUCCAUUCAACUCCUCCAGCUGACGGAGUUAUUGCCGCUGCCGUCGAAAUGCCUGAACCUGACGUUCAUGUUGUUACUUCCAGUGGGAUGCUCAUUCCGGCACACUCCAAAAUCCUGGCUUCUGCAUCGCCGGUGCUGGAGAGCAUAAUCGAGAGGCCGCAGAAGCGCCGAAGCUCCGACCGGAAUAUUCCCAUACUCGGCGUCCCGUACGACGCCGUCCCCGUGUUCAUCCAAUUUCUUUAUUCCCGCAAAUGCACCGAGGAGCAAAUGGAGAAGUUUGGAAUCCAUUUGCUAGCAUUGGCGCAUGUAUACUCAGUACCACAGCUAAAGCAGAGAUGUACAAGAGGAUUAGCUCAAAGAUUGACAGUUGACAAUGUGGUGGAUGUGUUUCAGCUUGCAAGAUUGUGCAACGCACCUGAUCUUAGGCUCAAGUGCAUGAAAUUGUUGUCCAACAAUUUCAAGGCUGUGGCGGAGACUGAGGGAUGGAAGUUCUUGCAAAACCAUGAUCCCUAUCUUGAGCUCGAGAUCUUACAAUUCAUCGACGAAGCUGAAUCGAGGAGAAAGAUGAGGAGGAGGCGUAGAGAGCAGCAGAGUUUGUAUAUACAACUGAGUGAAGCAAUGGAUUGUCUUGAGCAUAUAUGCUCUGAAGGGUGCACUAGUGUCGGGCCGUCUGAUAUGGAUCUUAGCAAGCACAAAGGCCCGUGUAGCAAGUUUUCGACCUGCCAUGGCCUUCAGCUUCUGAUCAAGCAUUUCGGCACUUGCAUGAAGCGUGUGAACGGAGGAUGUCUGCGCUGUAAGAGAAUGUGGCAGCUUUUUAGAUUGCACUCUUCGAUUUGUGGACAACCUGAUGAAUGCAGAGUUCCUCUGUGCAGACAAUUCAAAUUGAAGGCACAACAGGAUCCAAGAGGAGGAAGUGAUGAGCGGUGGAGAUUGCUGGUGAGGAAGGUGGCGUCGGCCAAAGCCAUGUCUUCAUUGUCUCUCCCCAAGAGGAAAAGAGAAGAGGAACCAAGAAUGGGCAUGGACAAUCGAGAAAUGAGAAGCAUCAAAUUAUAUUAGUUAGCUCCAAGAAUACAAUGUUAGGAAUAGGAUUCAUUAUCAUUCUUCUUCCCUUUUGGCCUCAUAAGGAGAAGUGGAAUUUGUAAAUCUAGUCAUUGGUGUGUUCAUUAAUAGCUCGUCUCUUGGUAUGGUCCCUCUUUUUAUUUGUGAGAGGGUAGCAAUGAGAGACAGCCAAACUCAUUAUAAGAGCUAAAACAUCUUAGAGGAGUUGCUAUAGGUGAUUGCUUGUGAAGCUAUUGUAAAUUUAAUUAUUAAAAAUACAAGAAGUAAUAGUGUUAUACUACCAAAAAUCCUCUUAACUACAAUAAGAUUUUAGGGUUUCUUUUUUACGACA